ACCGCAGCCGAGUGCAGCAGCCUCCUGCGGACCCUGCACGGCCUGGAGCAGGGCCACCUGCAGAGGGCUCUGGCCCUGCAGCGGGAGGAAGACUUUGCCGAGGCGCAGAGGCAGCUGGCCGUCUUCCAGAGGAGCGAGCUGCACAGGAUGUUUUUCACCCAGAUAGAAAGUGCUCUUUACAAAGGGGAGCUGAAGCCAGAGGCGGCAGAAACGCUACUGCAAGAUUAUUCUGAAAUGCAGGGCGAUGUGGAGGAGUUAAUGGACUUUUUCCAGGCUACUAAGAGAUACCAUCUAAGUAAGAGGUUCAGCCGCAGGGAGCAACUGGUCCAGACCAUGCAGUUGUCAGAUGUCCGUGCCCAAGGCCUUCUGAGCACCGCUGCUGCUCAGCUGACCCGCCUCAUCCAGAAACACGAGAGAGCCGGGUACCUGGAUGACGAUCAGAUGGAAAUGCUGUUGGAGCGGGCUCAGACGGAAGUCUUUUCUAUAAAACAGAAGCUGGACAAUGACUUAAAGCAUGAAAAGAAGAAGCUCCACCAAAAACUGAUAACUAAGAGAAGACGAGAAAUGCUGCAAAAGCACAGGGAGCAGCGGAGGGAGCUACUGUCCAUCGGCGAGGCCUUCCGAGCUGCGGAGGAUGCCAGCCAGUACCUCGGCGAGUGGCGGAGCGUGAUGGUGGACCACAGUGCCGCCCUGGAGGAGCUGCACGAGCAGCUGGAUCAAGCCGCCCUGGACGACCUCCGGGCCCUGACCCUCUCUCUGGCUGAGAAAGCCACGGAGGAGCUGCGACGCCUGCAGAACUCGGCGAUGACCCAGGAGCUGCUCAAACGCAAUGUGCCUUGGCUGUUCCUGCAGCAGAUCCUGGAGGACCACAGCAAGGAGAUGGCUGCCCGGGCCGAGCAGCUUGAGGGCGAGGAGCGGGCCAGGGGCCAGGCGGGUGUCCAGAGCGUGCGGCAGAGGCUGAGGGACGACGCCUUGGAGGCCUCGGCGGAGGAGCGGGCGGAGCUGAGGCUCUGGGAGCGCGCGGUCUUCACGAGGCUCUGCUCUGCGGCCGGCUCGCUGUCUGAGGAGGAGCUGCUCAGGAUAAGGCAGGAGGCCCAGGGCUGCUUCUCUCAGAUGGACCGGAGCUUGGCCCUCCCCAAAAUCCGGGCCCGGGUGCUGCUGCAGUACUGCCAGGCUGCGUGGCGAGAGGCCGAGUUCCUGAAAUUGGACCGAGUUCUGGCCGCCCCCGAGCUGCAGCAACCGUGCAAAGGGAGAAAGUCGCGUGCGAAGAGGAAAAGCAGAGCAGAGCUUUGGAAGAAGGGCCUGGAAGAGAGGAUCCACCUGCUUGAGGAGCAGGCGUCUGAGGAGCUGCUGGAGAAGGAGCUGCAGGAGCUGGAGAGGAAGCUGGAAGAGCAGCUGGUGCGUGAGGACGCAGUUCACCAGCAGCACGGCCUGGCAAGCUGGCAGCAGUGGGGGCCCGAGGGGCCUGGGCUUCUGAAUGAGCCUGUGCAGGGCGGUUCCGAAGGGCAGGUCUCUGCCGUCCUGCGGCAAGCUCUGAGCCAGCACCGGAGGAUCCUGGAGCACCAUGAGCAGAGUUUGAGAGAAGAGCAACAGAACAGUGUCGUGCUUGAAGAUUUGAUGGAAAAUAUGGAGACUGAUACCUUCGUGACACUCUAUGGCCAGGAGCUGAGACUGGCGUCUUACCUCAUGAGGCUGGCGAUGGUGCCGGGGACAACGUUGCGCCGCCUCCUGAGUGUGGUCCAGCCUGCAGCCUCACAGCCCGAGCUGCUGUCCAUGCUGGACACGGUCAGUGAGAAACAUGCGGAGCACACGGCCACCGCGGACAACAGUGGCGCUGGGGAGCUGGGCAGGAGGAGGAAACACCAGGGCUGGUGGCAAGCCUUGGAGAGCAGACUGCGAGGAGAGCUGAUCAGCAGAGGACGGGAGAAAGUGCUCUGGGCUCACCGGAGGAAGGAGAGCUUAUUGAAGAAGACGUGUCUCCCUGUCACCGAGAGGGUGGUAUUCCCUGGAAAAGGAAGUUGGCCCCACCUGUCUCUGGAGCCACUCGGCGAACUGGCCCCUGUGUCUAUUAUAGGGGCAGAAAGUGUUGACUUGUUAAACACAGGCGAAAAGCUCUUUAUAUUCCGGAAUCUGAAGGAGCCAGAGAUCACACUGCAUGUUCCUGCCAGGAAAAAGAAGAACUUUCUGAAUUCCAAAAAGGCCAUUUGGGCCUUAGGCAUGGACUAG
Messenger RNA from Orycteropus afer afer, 2226 nucleotides. It is a transcript of the gene EVC2, whose product is annotated as EvC ciliary complex subunit 2. The annotation marks the transcript as partial. Gene Ontology annotation, cellular component: plasma membrane protein complex; ciliary membrane. Gene Ontology annotation, biological process: smoothened signaling pathway. The transcript has 11 exons. The record is from RefSeq and is a predicted model, not a curated record. Lineage: Eukaryota; Metazoa; Chordata; Mammalia; Tubulidentata; Orycteropodidae.